Messenger RNA from Malus domestica (apple), 1256 nucleotides. RefSeq lists its product as uncharacterized. The record is from RefSeq and is a predicted model, not a curated record. NCBI's taxonomy places the organism in Eukaryota, Viridiplantae, Streptophyta, Magnoliopsida, Rosales, Rosaceae.
AUCCAUUUCAUUCCCAACCAACCCCUCCUCCUUCUUUCCCUCCCUUUAUCUUUCCUCUCUCCUUUCUUCCAAGCACAGAGAAUUGAAGCUUCCUGAGCGCUCUACCAGAUUGAUAAUAAUGCAAGCUGCUGCCACAGGUCCGUUGAUCUCGCUCUCCCCCAGCUUCAACACUCACUCUUCCUCCGACAGACUCGCCCAGAUCGCCGCCCGAGUCGUUGACGAGUUCUCCCACCAAGACCACCAACUCACCGACGAGUCCGACUGGGAAACUCUAUACGAUCACCAGGAAGAAGAAAAACUCCACCACCGCCAACAAACCAGAGACGACAACGUACAGAAAGACAAGGAGGAGGAAGAGGAGGAGUUUGAGUUUUCUUUUGUCAGCAGCGGAGGAGAGCCGCACACGUCGCACGUCUCAGCCGACGAGAUUUUCUCCAACGGUCAAAUCAAACCCACCGUCUACCCUCUCUUCAACCAAGACUUAUUGUUACCUCACAACGACGUCGUAUCGUCUAAAAAUGCUAACGGCAAUGUGGAUGACGCCGUUAAGAAGCCGAAACAACGUCGUCCACCGCUCAGAAUGCUCAUGAACGAAGACGAGCGCGAAACGCCGUCCUGCUCGUCAUCCGAGGCCGACGACCUCGAGAACCUGCCACCUGACACUUACUGCGUGUGGGCCCCCCCGAAACCGUCGCCUGGACAGCGCGGCUGCAAUAAGAGCAGCUCCGCCGGCUCGUCCUCGAAGCGGUGGAAGUUUAGGAACCUUCUUUACCGGAGCAGCAGCGAAGGCAAGGACACUUUCGCCUUUUUGGCUCCCUCGUCGACCAAGACAGCCGAAAACAACAAGGGAGAUAACGUCACGCGGAAAAGAGUCGACGGCGGCGGCGGCAUGUCGGAGAAUGGAGAGCGUUAUGUCGUAAGGAGCAAGACUGCGGAGGAAGGAGAUAAACGACGGUCGUUUAUACCGUACAGGCAGGACUUUGUGGGGUUUUUCUCGAAUGUGAAUGGGCUUAGCAGGAAUUUGCAUCCAUUUUGAGUGAUCAAGUAAUUGAAAAUUAUUUAAUUUCUCCUUAGUUUUGAAUAUUUUUUUUUUUUUGGGUGUGAGUAUUUUCUCAUUUUGUAUUAGUAAUUUUUAUUAAUUUUUUGUUUUGUGAGAACUUACGAUUAGUUAAUAGUUGGGGUUAACUAAUUUAAUAUGGGAUUUCUUCACUUUAUGUAAUUAAUGGAAAUAUGUAAUAUAUCAUGAGUUAAUAUUA